UUUUUGUUUUUUUUUUGGGAGGAAAUAUGUCAAUUUGGUUGACAAGUAAAUAUUUGGAAUUCAAGUUCUUGCUAAGUUUUUCUUAAAAAAAUGUAUCUUUAAAAGUUGUAUAACUUUUAUAUUUUACUGCAUUAAAAUCAACCCAAUGUUUUUUGUUUUUUUUUUUUAAAAGAAGCUGGAAGACGUCAAUCCCAUCACUCAUCCUUGAAUUUUGUCUAUAAUCACAUAAAUGAGGUGUUAUGCAAUAACCGCACUCCAAAGUUGCGCCAGCUCCGACAUGACAACAGAGAUGAGUGGAUCUUUAGAGGAACAUCAGGAGGGGGCGGGGGAGAGGAGGCACGAGAGGAUGGAGAGAGACCCGGAUGCUGAUGCGAGUGGAGCGAAGGCAGGAGGAGGAGGAGGAGGAGAGAGAAAAUAUCGAUUUACGGCAAUAAAACGGAGCAUCAUCCAAGCGGCCUUUACCUGGAGGUUAACUGUAGUCGGGAAGUGAGAAGGGGGAUAAAGCAGCGGACAGUGGCGCGAGGCCCUUCGUGUUUUUUCACCGCCAGUGACGGAGGAGGACACGCCAAAGGAGAGCGGAAAAGAUGCUGUGAUCCGCUACUUGCAGUGAUGUAGGGAGGCAGAGACGGAGCACAGGCAGGGAAGGAGGAGGGGGGGCACUAUGCUAAAGAUGGUUGUUUGGAAAUUAAAACGUUUGGAAAUAUUGUGGCGGCGGACUGACGAAUUUUCGGCUUUGCAGAGAAACUUCAGGCGUUGUCCGUUCUUUUGACAGCCGUUGGCUUAGACGUCGAAGCUAAAGCUAGCCUCGCUGCUGUGUGGGACAACGGCGGCGAGGCUAAAAUAGCAUGGAGUUCCACUUGUAAAAUAGGCCCAACAGAGAGAAUAACAUUGAUUUAUUUUUUUCUGCGCGAGCGCUUUGACGCAAACCCUCCUGGGAGUCGUAGUUUUUAACUAACUAACACAUUUAGCGAUGAUACAAAUUAGCUAAACGAGUUAAAUAGAUCCAGUACGUCACUGUCACUGUCAUUUCUUAAUUAAGCUAGCAGUUUAUGUUAACUAGAAUGGUUACUGAGAAAACUAGAAUAUGUAGCUUAGCUUCUUUUGCUCAUUUAUGUGCUGUAAGGUUUACAUGUGACACGGUGCAAACCUCAGAGAAAUCCCUGUCCUAAAACCUGCAACAACUCCUGUUUAAGCUGUACAAAUCACAGUAAUCGCAAUAAUAGCAGUGCAGUAUUAGUUCUAUUUGUGCGUUAGCCUUCAGUCAGAGCAGUAUGAGUAAGGAACUGUCUCUGAGUCAGUCAGCUCAGUAUGUUGGGCCCUAUCGUCUGGAGAAGACUCUGGGGAAGGGGCAGACAGGGCUGGUCAAGCUGGGGGUCCACUGCAUCACGGGUCAGAAGGUAGCGAUCAAAAUAGUCAACAGAGAGAAGCUGUCUGAGUCAGUCUUGAUGAAGGUUGAAAGAGAGAUUGCCAUUCUGAAGCUGAUAGAGCAUCCGCAUGUGUUGAAGCUGCAUGAUGUUUACGAGAAUAACAAAUAUCUUUACCUGGUGUUGGAGCAUGUGUCAGGGGGUGAGCUCUUUGACUACCUGGUGAAGAAGGGUCGGCUAACUCCAAAAGAAGCCAGGAAGUUCUUCAGGCAGAUCAUCUCUGCCUUGGAUUUCUGCCACAGUCAUUCCAUCUGUCACCGGGAUCUAAAGCCGGAGAACUUGCUCCUGGAUGAGAAAAACAACAUUCGGAUCGCUGACUUCGGCAUGGCCUCCCUACAGGUGGGAGACAGUCUGUUAGAGACCAGCUGUGGAUCACCACAUUAUGCUUGUCCUGAAGUUAUACGGGGGGAAAAAUAUGAUGGACGGAGAGCAGAUGUGUGGAGUUGUGGGGUCAUCCUGUUUGCCCUAUUAGUGGGUGCCCUACCUUUUGACCAUGACAAUUUACGCCAGCUCCUGGAAAAAGUGAAGAGUGGGGUAUUCCAUAUGCCUCAUUUUAUACCCCCGGACUGCCAAUCUUUGCUCAAAGGCAUGAUUGAAGUCAACCCUGAAAAACGACUCACGCUAGAGGCCAUCCAGAAACAUCCCUGGUAUAUCGGCGGCCGUAACGAGCCGUGCCCUGAGCAGCCUCCUCCCAGACGAGUGUGCGUGAGGCGCAUCCUGUCUCUGACUGAGCUGGACCCAGAUGUGCUGGAAAGCAUGUACUCGCUGGGAUGUUUCAGAGACCGAGUCAAGCUGACGCGGGACUUACAAUGUGAAGAAGAAAACCAGGAGAAGAUGAUCUAUUACUUAUUGCUGGAUAGGAAGGAGCGAUACCCCAGCUACGAAGACGAGGACUUACCUCCGCGCAAUGACGUAGCAGACCCUCCUCGAAAGCGCGUCGACUCGCCCAUGCUGACGCGCCAUGGCCGCUGCCGACCGGAGAGGAAAAGCUUAGAAGUGCUGAGUGUUACAGAACAGGGGUCUCCCACCCCACCUCGCAGGGCUUUGGACACAGCUGCACACAGCCAGAGAUCUCGCUCAGUCAGUGGAGCAUCAAGUGGUCUCUCGUCCAGCCCUCUCAGCAGUCCCAGGGUCACUCCUCAGGGCUCUCCGCUGCCCACACCGUUGGGCACCCCUGUCCACCACCCUCACCACCCUUCCUCUACCCCGCCUUCCUCCUCCUCCUCCUCGUCCUCCUCGCGGGCAGAGGGAGGGGGAGGGGUGGGCUCCUUGUCGUUGACCCCGCCCUCCAGUCCGGGAGGGGGGAGUGGAAUGGCGGCCAGCAGCUCCGCCCACUGGAGGACUCGCUUGAACUCCUUCAAGAACAACCUGCUGGGUUCUCCCCGGUUCCAUCGCCGUAAAUUACAAGUUCCUACAUCAGAAGACAUGUCCAGUCUGACCCCAGAAUCCAGCCCAGAGCUAGCUAAGAAGUCGUGGUUUGGGAAUUUCAUCGGCUUGGAAAAAGAGGAGCAGAUCUUUGUUGUGAUCAGAGACAAGCCUUUAAGUUCCGUUAAAGCUGACAUUGUCCACGCUUUCUUAUCAAUCCCAUCCCUCAGCCACAGCGUCCUUUCGCAGACCAGCUUUCGGGCCGAGUACAAGUCCUCCGGCGGUCCCUCCGUCUUCCAGAAGCCCGUCAAAUUCCAAGUGGACAUAGCUUUUUCCGAGAGCGAGAGGGAGCGAGACCGGGAGAGGACAGAGAGGGAGGGCAGGAGGGAGGCAGGAAUCUACAGCGUGACAUUCACCCUUAUAUCAGGCCCGAGUCGCAGAUUCCGACGGGUGGUGGAAACGAUCCAAGCUCAGCUCCUCAGCUCUCAUGAUCAACCACUGAUGCAAGUCCUAUCUGAUCCCUUCCCAGAUGAGAAGAACAGCCGGCCCCACGGGACUCCCACCCGCCAAAACUCGAGGCGCUCUGAGGGUGGGGGCGACAGGUGCGAGUGGGGCGACCGAGCAGAUGGCGGAGGCAUCGGAGGAAGCGGAGGUGUUCUGCAGCGCAGAGGCUCAGCGAAAGAGAGAACCCGUCUGCUGUCCUCGAACGGAACCCAAUCCCAACCGUAGGAUAGGAGACCCGGCUGCAGGGAGCUCGAACCAGAAAAGACUCCGCGUUACUUCAUGUCCAAGUACCCCUGCAAGCUGUGAGCUGCUAUUCUUCCUUGACUAAGUUACUAACGUUGUUUGACUCUAGCAAGGAUCGAGCUUUUUCCUUCCAUCAAGCUUUUUUUUUCUUUUUUUUUUUGGAUUUCUGUCCCACAUGAGAAAGAAGAGGUGUGGAACCAGCCUACAAAGGAAAAAGAUGACAUGUACGGGCAUUGCAUCAUAGACACAGCUUUUCUGAAGUGCAUGCCAGUUAGCGAACCAGCUUGCUAAAGGAUGCUGACAUGACUACAUAGUCUACCAUUUCUUUACUUUGAGGAAUCUGGCGCCAAAAAAAAAAAGAUGUGAUAGUUCCGUGUUUCAAUUACUCUUUAAAUUAACGCUUGUAUCCGAGUUAAGCCUCAUGCAGACAGUCGUCUAAACCGAAAGAGACAAAAAUGCAACAGGAGAACCCUUCACAACACCAAAUGAAUGAGAGAAUAUGAACAAAGAUCCUGUUUUUUUUUUUUUCUAGAGAAACUGUAUCUUGAAAUAACCGAAAUCUCUCGAUAAAAAGAAAACCAAUGAAGUAA
Messenger RNA from Oryzias melastigma (Indian medaka), 4126 nucleotides. It is a transcript of the gene brsk1a, whose product is annotated as serine/threonine-protein kinase BRSK2. NCBI's taxonomy places the organism in Eukaryota, Metazoa, Chordata, Actinopteri, Beloniformes, Adrianichthyidae. Gene Ontology annotation, cellular component: cytoplasm. The transcript is spliced from 19 exons. Gene Ontology annotation, biological process: microtubule cytoskeleton organization; protein phosphorylation; intracellular signal transduction. Gene Ontology annotation, molecular function: ATP binding; protein serine/threonine kinase activity; tau-protein kinase activity. Bases 1272 to 3518 code for a protein of 748 amino acids. The record is from RefSeq and is a predicted model, not a curated record.